Messenger RNA from Mya arenaria, 1838 nucleotides. RefSeq lists its product as uncharacterized. The transcript has 6 exons. The record is from RefSeq and is a predicted model, not a curated record. Bases 287 to 1216 code for a protein of 309 amino acids. Lineage: Eukaryota; Metazoa; Mollusca; Bivalvia; Myida; Myidae.
GUAUGACUUUGUACACCGUAACGGAAAAGCUCAACAAUGCGAUUUGCGCAGUAGGAAAAAUCCUUUACUAGUAUUCGGAGUUUAUGUUUACUACAAAUAUGUGAUUUCGAAAUGGGCUAUGAAUAAAAACGUAACGUGAUGUGAUCAUUUGAUGUUAUAAAGAACGCCGAAAUGGUUGAAAAAUCACCAUACCCGGUGAAACAAUUGUUAUCUGCAUCUGGCAAAUGUGUUUGAAAUACUUGUUUAUGAAGCUGAUCAUGUUUUGGAUGAUUGAAACAAAGUCAGAAUGUUGUGUUUAACAGAUCAAGUGUCUCGUUAUUUCGGUUGUUUACUGUUUGUGUUGUGCUGUUUCUUCUACACGGAGGGAAAUGAAAAAAGUCAGAAAUGGUCGAUGCAGGACUGGUGCGGACAACAGCUCGAGGCACACGGAGGCGAACUCCACUUUGACUCACAAGUUUCUGGCGGGCGGGCAUGCGCGUUGGAGUUGGUGGGCCUAGGGCCAGUGGACACGAUGUGGUCCAUAUACUUCUCCGCGUUCAACGUGACCGGAUCCUGCGCAGCCAACGUCACGAUCAAGGAGCCGGGAGCCACGCCUUUUGUGUCAGGGCAUGAUAAACGGGGCUUGUACGCAUCGUUCUGCCAGUCUGAGAAGGGUCUGACCUCGUAUACGAUGUUCACGACGGUGGGUAAUCGCUUGCUGGUAGAAUUUACCCCCAACACCGCACACAGCCUCUACCGCGCACUCCCACGCGCGUCCACCGUUAAGUUCACGCUGAGCAUGGCCGCGUUCACUAUCAGACCUCAUGGUUGCACGGAGCUAGGUGACGCGGACGGUGGGAGUCUGUACUCGUGCAAGACGGGCAGGUGUGUGCACGAGAGCGUUGUGUGCCAGGACCUAAACCCAUGCGGCGACUUCUCAGACUGUGACAAGGAGGGGCACGCGGCGUCCCAGGGCCCGACUGGCGGCGAAGUGGGGACGGAGGAGCAAGGGACGGGGUUUGUCACGGUGGCGCUGGUGGUGGUGGGUGUGGUGUUCGGGAUGUUUGCGCUUAUACAGAUCAUGCUCGUGGUGAAACAGCAGUACACAAAAUGCGGCUGGCAGAGGGGCGAGCGAAAGAACGCUCUACAUGGGGAAGUGCUGUCGAACGGACGGACUGGCGGUCAUGACGGGGGCGCUAUCGAGGACGAGGUGGUCUUUAUAGAGACGAGCAGAUAACACCGGUCAGCGGCCAAUCAUCAACAUCUCGCUCAGAAGACCACGUAGAGUUGACAUCCAGUGGCAGUGAAUUGGCUCUAUGAUAAUCACAUGAACAGUCCGUUUUUGAAGGAACUGGUUAGCCGUACGCAUAAAAUCCAUGAAAUCCAUAAUUGCCAUUUCAUAUUUAUCGUCGUUCUCUACGUGUAAAGGCAUUACCAAUUGUGUUAUUCAUUUUUGACAUCAUUUUGUACAUCUAGAGAAGUUGGUUAAGCUUAUUUAGGGGCCAUGAUAUUAACAGUUUGAUCCUCUGAGACAAGGGACAUAACUGAGCUUUGUUACAUUCGGGAUACAGUCCCUUUAUGCUCGAACUGAAUAGGAAUACAUUUGUUGUUGUUGUUGCCGUUGUCUUUGUAUAUCAGUAUGUAUUGUUCACUCGUUGUUCAUUCAUAAUGACUCUUUUUUGUCGUGUAUUUCUAUUAUGUUUGGGUUAUGAUUUUGUAGAUUUAUAGUAAUACUUUAUUAAUUAGAUUGCUUUAUUUUCGUUUGGUAAUCUUUGUUUUACAUUUUAUAAUUAUCAAUGUUUCAAAAGUUUUGUCUAUUUUAAACUGUAUCUAUGUAAAUACUAUAAAUAAAUAUCAAA